AUGUCUGGUGGUAAAGGUAAAUCUGGUUCUUCUGAAAAGGCCUCAACUUCAAGAUCUUCCAAAGCUGGUUUGUCAUUCCCAGUCGGUAGAGUUCACAGACUCUUGAGAAAGGGAAACUAUGCUCAAAGAGUUGGUUCUGGUGCUCCAGUUUACUUAACUGCUGUCUUAGAAUAUUUAGCAGCUGAAAUCUUAGAAUUGGCUGGUAACGCAGCAAGAGAUAACAAGAAGUCAAGAAUCAUCCCAAGACACUUACAAUUGGCCAUCAGAAAUGAUGAAGAAUUAAACAAGUUAUUAGGUCAUGUUACUAUUGCUCAAGGUGGUGUCUUACCAAACAUUCACCAAAACUUAUUACCAAAGAAGUCUGGUAAGCCAGGUAAGGCUUCUCAAGAAUUAUAA
Molecule: messenger RNA, 396 nt
Organism: Dujonia railenensis
Lineage: Eukaryota; Fungi; Ascomycota; Pichiomycetes; Serinales; Debaryomycetaceae
Source: the annotation of a GenBank genome assembly